This is a messenger RNA of Aspergillus oryzae RIB40, 1278 nucleotides long. RefSeq names its product putative C6 transcription factor RosA-like. Gene Ontology annotation, molecular function: DNA-binding transcription factor activity, RNA polymerase II-specific. The coding region runs from base 1 to 1278 and encodes 425 amino acids. The transcript has 2 exons. Gene Ontology annotation, biological process: regulation of transcription by RNA polymerase II. Lineage: Eukaryota; Fungi; Ascomycota; Eurotiomycetes; Eurotiales; Aspergillaceae. The record is from RefSeq and is a predicted model, not a curated record.
AUGAGUUCCAUCCUUACUUUGUCGGCGUCACAUUUGGCCUGGAUCACGCGAAAUAAGGAAACUAAACAGCUCGCCUAUCACCACAGGGGGGUUGCGAUUCAGGGCUUGCACAAGGCUAUCGGUACUUUCUCGAAAGGCAACUGUGAUGCUAUCCUCGCAGCCUCCAUCCUCCUUUCCUGGCAGGCUUCGGAAUGGCAUAGCUGGGCGUCCCUGCAACAGGGACUCACAACCGUUCUGAACUCAAUGCAUCCGAUCUGGAAACACGAAUCCGAACUAGCCAUGUACCUGGAGAACCAAAGGUACUUGGGAUGUACUAAUACCCCAAUGAUGACGGGCUACCAGUUCCAAGAUGAGGACCUUGUUAGCCUCGACCAAACGACCAUAGCCCUUCAGAACGUCCAGAAGCGCGUUGCUCACAACCCCGAACACUACCGUCGGAUCGGAGAACUCCUUGAAUUCGUACGCCAUUUCAGGCGAGAUCUUCUGUCCUUAACUCCGGAACAGGCCUUUGAGCGCAUGCAGCCCCUGCGAAGGUGGCUCUUUUGGCUUCCCCCGGCCAUGCUCCGAGGUGGAGACGCAGACCUAGGAGCCCUCGCCAUUUUGGCUCAAUUCUUUGGUAUUGGCGUGGUUUUGGAUAGUUUGUUCCCUGACCUAGGAGGCGCAUACCUCGGCCCGCUAUCCGUCGGCCCCAUCGAAGACAUCUAUCGAAUCAUUAUUACUAGGAGCAUGUCGGAGCCGUACAACCCAGAUCUCCAGUUAGCCUCGACCAUUAUGGAAUUACCUCGACAUAUCGUCGCCCAAUAUAAAAGCCGCCUUCAGUGGUCGCCGCGGACCUCCCUCGACUACUCGCCGUCUCCCGCGAGUCCUUACCAUUCUAUGCAAGAUUACACUCUGGCGUCAUCAUCCUCUCCUUCCUCUACCGCUACAUGCGCACCUUACACCCCGCUGCUCCAGUCUCCCCCAGCCGUGACGAUCGCUAGUUCUCCAUUCGAUGUAAAUGGAACCUACGUCACAGCACCAGGCGCCCAGAGUCUUUACCCACCGUCUCCAAGUUUGCUCUCCGACCCACGAGAAGAACUGUGUGAGUACAGCCAUACCGGCUCGCUCCAUCAGUCGCCCACAUAUCCACCACCAUAUGUGGAUGAUAUGGUUUGCGGGGAGCUAUCGCGAGUGGACGGAACUGUCGGACUGAACGUGGAUCUCUACGGUGAGCCUCAACAAAUCGUGGGAGGAUAUAGCACUGCGGAGCCGUGCUGGACAGGAAGUAUCUGCACCUGA